UUAUUUUGCAGUUGACCUGCGGUUUUCGAAGUGUUCAGUAUUAUUUUGUUGGUGGUAAAUAGCUGUGCUUACUGUCAAAUACAUACGUGUUAUGCUUAGUUUGGUUACCUUCAUAUGUUUGCAAUAGUAUUUCCAUCAUAUAUUCUUACUUUAUUACACAAGUGUUGUGUAGUUACACUAUUUAGCAGGCUUAACGUGUUAACAAGGGAUUACACUAGGCGUUAUUGCUAUAUGGCAGCGCUGUAAAGUGAUUAUGAAAGAACUCAAACAUCACUAAACUCAUACUGAAAACCAAUGUUAAACAUAAACUUCAACAUCAUAUAAAACAAUAAUCGGCGUGAAAUAACGCGAAAUCGAAUAAAACAAGGUUGUGAAGUGUCAAGAGUAUUUAACUCUGAUUCGCUCAACAUAUUCACAAUGCAUUCAGAAAAUCACUAUACAUAGAUUAGACUCGCUGAUAAACUGUCACGAUUAGGUGAAUGACAAAACUUCAUUGUGAGUCGCGCCUAACAUUGGCAUACACUCCUCGUACUCACACCGCACACAGUUACAUAAAGCAAUGAGGUCCUUGUGCUCAAAAAAGGCUAUUUUCUUCAUCGCCGUAAUGAUAAUAAUACUUCUCCUAUAUAGCACAGCAAAAACUCUUACAAAUAGCCACCGCAUAAUAUCUGACGGUUACAAGUUAAUAAGUGAUCAAAUUAUUAAUACAAACAGUGAAGUGAUCAAAAAAGGGGAAAGUGAGAACAGUGUUAAAUACAUAUUACAGUGGACUAAUCCGAAAAACGUUCCUUUUGUAUAUAUGGGUGAAGGACGCAGUGGCUUUACCGUUAGGAAUUGUCCUUACACCAAUUGCAUAGUGACAGCAGACAGAUCUUUACUUGGUAACUAUACCAAUUUUGAUGUGAUUGCUUUCGCGGGACCUGAAGUAGUGGAUUAUAGAUCCCCUAAGUUACCCACCAUGAGAUCACCUCAUCAGAAAUAUGCAUUCGCAAGUAUCGAAUCAUCAGACAAUUAUCCAGUCUGCUCUGAUAGAUUGAAUAACUUUUUCAACUGGACAUGGACUUUUAAAUUAGAUUCUGAAAUACGAUGGGGUUAUUUGACUGUUCGAGAUAAGAAUAACGUUAUAGUUGGACCGAAUAAGGUCAUGCAUUGGAUGAAACUUCAAGAUAUGGACCCUGUUAGUGACGAUUUCAAAGAACAGCUUAAAACUAAAACUAAAGCUGCGGCUUGGUUUGUAUCGAAUUGCAAUUCAAAAAGCAGGCGAGAAGCUGUAGCUAGAGACUUAAAAAAAGAAUUACAAUCGUACAAAAUGGAUCUAGAUAUGUAUGGUUCCUGUGGUAACCUAAAGUGUUCGAGGGAUAAGGAAGAUGAGUGCAAUACUCUUAUUAAAACUACUUAUUAUUUUUAUUUGUCAUUUGAAAACUCUUUUAGUGAGGAUUACGUCACGGAGAAAUUAUUACGUGCAUUGAAUAACGACGCAGUUCCUAUAGUAUAUGGAGCCGCUAAUUACACGAGAUUCAUGCCAGACGGUAUUUACCUGAAUGCAAGAGAGCUAAGUGUAAAAGAACUGGCAGCAAAAAUGCACGAAUUAAUGAAUGAUCCGGAGAAAUAUUCAGAGUACUUUAAAUGGAAGAAUCAUUACUCGUAUCAUAGAAAAGAUGCCAGUGUUGACACUGAUCCUUAUUGUUUAUUUUGUACACACUUGAACAAUGAGGAGAUGGUGAAAAAGACUACUAUUUACGAAAACUUUCGUCAGUGGUGGAACCCACCCGGGCGAUGUUGAUUUGAACAUAAUAUUUAUACCAAAGGAAUAAUCUAUUCUUAAGUUUUUGUAUUUAAGUUUAAUAAUUAUGUUUUUGCUAUUUGAAAUCUACUUUUAUUUGACUCAUUAUAAGUACAUAAAACUACAACUAUUAUAUACGCUUUUCCUAGAUUUAAAUAUUUAGGGACAAGAAUGACAGAUUUUGGGUGAAUUGUGUUGACUUCAUAAUAAAAUACUUGACCUAUUAAGAUAAACUGUCCAGUCAAGGCCGAUUUCGCCAGUACAAUUUGGCGUUACCUUAUGUUAUUUAUCUAGUUAAUACAUUUUAUUAGCUUUA
Molecule: messenger RNA, 2099 nt
Organism: Helicoverpa armigera (cotton bollworm)
Lineage: Eukaryota; Metazoa; Arthropoda; Insecta; Lepidoptera; Noctuidae
Product: alpha-(1,3)-fucosyltransferase C
Exons: 2
Coding region: 560-1783 (407 amino acids)
Cellular component (GO): membrane
Molecular function (GO): fucosyltransferase activity
Source: RefSeq, a predicted model, not a curated record